Messenger RNA from Tilletiaria anomala UBC 951, 1930 nucleotides. RefSeq lists its product as uncharacterized. NCBI's taxonomy places the organism in Eukaryota, Fungi, Basidiomycota, Exobasidiomycetes, Georgefischeriales, Tilletiariaceae. The coding region runs from base 117 to 1631 and encodes 504 amino acids. The transcript has 2 exons. The record is from RefSeq and is a predicted model, not a curated record.
AUGAUCCCACCCCUUUGACCGGACAUAGCAUGCUCCAUCUCUGAGCACGCAGGCAAGUAUCCUCGCUGUGACCCACCAGAGCGCUACAACUGGUCGAUCCAUCGCACAAUUUCAGCAUGUUCCAAUCAAGCACUUCAAUUCCCCACACCGUGGGGCCACCACGACUCAAGCUUGUUGGCCGUUCGGUAUCGGACUUCUCACCCGUGUGCGAAAGCGACGAAUGGAAAGAGUCAGCGGCCAGUGCACAGCGCGCGCACGUCGGCGGCAUCAAGGUCGUCAGUGGCGGUAAGCUCGUCACUGGUGGGUUUGCUCCCUUUUCUCCAUUCUUGCCACUGCCACCACCACCUACCAUGGACGAAGUCACCCGGCACUUCUCUCGCACCCAGAAUACUGCCACUAGAUGUAGCUCACGGUCAUCAUAUGCACGAGAGUUGGACAGUACUCCAAGGGGCAAGACCUGUGUCGACGGUGGGUUGAGCAGCGGAAACACGGUCCAGCGGCCUCACACACCAGAGGACUACCGUAGCGAUCAGAAGGAGGACUUGGAACGACCAAGCAGCCCUUCUAAGCAUCAAAGAAUGAUUGCCGAACAGCAUGAGAAGCCUAACUCUGCCGCCAUGUCACCAGCGUCGUCCGGUUCAUCGUCCAACACCGUCACGCUGCCCGCAUGCGAGGAUGUCAAUACAUUGGCCGCUGCGUCUAGCUCAAGCGUCCACACAAGAUACCCCCGCGGAUCCGAUAUGGCAACGCGCACGCAGCCGCGGUCCGCUUGCAUGCUCAGAAGCUUCUCUGUUCCUGUUGCGACGCAAGCUGAGUUCGAUCACCAGAGUCGGCUCAUGUCCUGGGGCUCUACCGCACUUUACGAUCACAACUCCUCCUUUUGGGCUGCGGGCUGGCCCUCAUCGGCGUCACCCUUUGGUGGACUUGCGCCAGCCAUUGAUGCCAAUAACGGACGUGUCAUGGCCCGAAGAGCGUCACAGAUCAGCCCAGAUGACCUUGCAUCCGUGCCAUCCGCGGUACAUGUAAUCUCAUCAUCUGGGAAGAGGCCACAGCUGCAUGAGCCUGUGUUCAUCACCAAUACGUCGCCACAACAGAAUGCACCUCUUGCUUCCCCAAGACAAGUGCUUGCUUCUAUCACGAAUUCGCCAAGGACCAACGAGGCAAGCGCCCGCGGCAACCUCAACGACGAGCCCUUUUACGUCAGCGACAGCACGAUCCAGGACAGCCCUAGUGCCUUAGCACUCAGCGUCGCAGCCGUCUGCAAGCUCAAUGAUGAGUCGGCUGACGGCGAAAAAGAUCUCGAAGCCAGCGGGAACAUUAAUCACCAGGGCUUUUACUCUUUGCUAAUGCCGGGACUUUCGCCUGACGGUAAUAGCGACCACAGCGGAAGGGGCAGUCACAGUAGCUACACUUCGGAUGACACUGAGGACGCAGGCGCACGUACACCGCGCGUGUCGCCCACGGUUCACUCUAAAACUGCUUCCUAUUUCGGAAGCUCUCAGUCAUCCACCACGCACGAUCAGCUCCCCCCAAUGCAGACCGACGCGUUUGUCAGCGAUAAGCACGACUCGGACCCUGGCCAGGGAUCCCUGAAUUGGGCCACAUUCAUCCACCCGGACCACAUGCUAUGACACGAUUCUUUCUUCAAUCACUCAUCUACCCAUUACCCAACAUCCAGUCAGCAUUCAAUCUUGUUUCACUUAUCGCGUAUUCCGCUCAGAUAUCCGGCAAGUUGCGAAGGCUACCCCAUCUCAUUACCAUGGCGCCGCUGCAUUGGAGAACUAGAAUGCGCAUACCUGUUUCACGUCGCUUUUCAAGCGUUUACCGGCUCAUUUGUACUAAUAGGUAACUCUCUUCACUUUGUCGCGACGGCUCACCAAAUGCCUAUGUAUUGUGCACACUCUUCAAGAAUCUGACCAAUAAAUUUUCA